Molecule: messenger RNA, 6281 nt
Organism: Rhopilema esculentum
Lineage: Eukaryota; Metazoa; Cnidaria; Scyphozoa; Rhizostomeae; Rhizostomatidae
Biological process (GO): cilium assembly
Source: RefSeq, a predicted model, not a curated record
UUUCAAAGUUUGUGUUUUGCUUUCUGCUUGCUGCAGUUGCUGCAGUAUGUUGUGUGAUUCGCGCCGUUACAACAAGAGGCAUAUACAUUUUCAAGAGAGAAGUCUGAAGAAAACUUCUGAGAUACGUUUUGUUGCAGUUUAAGAAAUCAAUGCCAACCAUGCAUCGAAAGCUCGAAAAUUAAUCGAAAAGAAAUUACCUUCAACAUUACCUAUAUUCAGAAAAUGCGGGUAAUCUUGUUGGCAAAGAUUCUUGGUACUUUCAAUGCGAUUUGUUUUUGUCUAGGAGGAAAAGUUGAUGUGACUCUGGAUCUGAUGACUUUACCUGAAAAUCAACUCAAUGGAUCUUUGCAAGUUCAACUUUCAGUUUUAGCUCAAGCUAACAGGGUACAUGUCAGCUGUAUUCAGUUGCAGUUUGGUGUUAGAGCAACAAAAUUGAAUUUUAGUUCUGUUACAAUUCCUGUUGGGAGCAGAAUUGGGAAUGUUUUUUUCAGAAUUUUGUCCCAUGGUGAUGCAGUUGAUGUUGCCUGUUCUGGUUUUAGUGCUAAUAAUGGUAGCCAAUACUUUGCCAAUAAUUCAACAGGAAAGCUAGGGAGAGUACUGGUCACCAAGGCUCCAGUUGUCAGUAUUUGCGACGGUACAAUUUUUGUCAAGGGUUAUGUGAAAACAUUUCAAUCAUUUGUUGUCCAUCUAAGUGAAUCAGCCUUGAGCACAGUUGUUGUCCAAUGCUCUGUUACUAAUGAAUCAUUGUAUGAUUCUACAAAGAUGAAGCUAGAAUUUAUAGAAGCAAGGAUUCUACGACAACAGACCCAAGGGGCGGUCCAGUUUCGUGUUCUAAAUGUCGGGGGAUCUGUACGUGUCAUGUGCCGUGCACAAUCCGAAUCUUGUGUGCCUGCAUCUCCAGUCACCAAUAUUUCAGCUGUUUCAUCGCCUUCCUCAGUUUCAAACUCAAGUUAUGUGACCUUCGUUGUGACAUCUGCCACAGGAAAAACCUCUGUAUCGGCAGUAUCUUAUAGUCUAAGUAUGGCCUCAUCGCCAGUUCCAGACACAAAUGUGUUGAAUGCUGCCAGUGUGUCAGCCUCUGAAAACAUGACAACAGCAGCUUCUAUAUCUACUAGUGCAGAGUACGCAAAUGCAUCUUCCAUUGCUGCUAACAAGACCAAUUCGUCCGUCACUUUGACAAACCUGUCUGUAUCAGAGAUUCGCAGUUCGGCCCUUAAAAAUCUGAUUUCAAAUAUGUCUUUGAUUUCGUUUGCUGUGACAAGUAGCCUGAACGGGACGAGUCGCCUCUCAAGACAUCUAGUGACGUCUUCAGCUGCACCCACCCCAGUGCCAACUCAUACUCCAACUUCAGUCAAUGCAACUUGCCAGUUCUUAUUCAGCACGUCAGGAGGCGCUGCUGUAGAGUUUCUUCUUGAGGAAAUAUCGAUCGCUUCCUAUCCUUCAUUCAGUGAUCUGAAAAAUCUUAGACAGCACAUUUCUUAUAUUGCCCUGGAUAAGCCUCUCGAAGGAACACUGAAUUUGGACUUACAAUGCAGAAUUAGGGCAAUAGACCUUGAUCAGAUAGAACAAACUGUGUGUUCAGCAGAUGGAACACCAAUCGGAGGUGCAUCUGACGUCGUUGUAAGUGAGAUCAGCAUGCGGCUGCUGGCAUCCAGAAUAACAUACAAGCCAAACGAACUGUUUAAAAAUCUGACUGUCGAAAUAGUAAGCACAGGGAACGGGACUGCUGCACAGCUUUUUCAUGCUUACUGCUGCGCACCAUCGUCGAACCAGAAAUACAUUGGAAAGUCUGUUUCAAUACUAUUAUGGAUAGAUGGAAAAGGGACGUUUCCGUUCAAUUGGCAAGACAUGGCAGAGACGAUGCAGAGAAAAAUGACUGCCGUUGAAAACCUGGAUUCAUCGUGUCCCUGUAAUCUGGAUGAAGGUCUUUGUGAUUUAAACUGCUGUUGUGACAAGGAUUGUGCUUCCGUGGAGUUACAGCGAUUUGUCUGCAUGGAAGGAGCUUUUGGUGGACGCGAGAAAACCUUUUUUGAGUUUGACUGCGAUGCAAUGUGGCCUGAUAGGAAGGAUUGGACUCCGUUGUUGUGUGUAGUUACAAACAACAGUCCGUUCCUUGGAUUUUUCUCAAAAUACACGAUGCCAGCUAUGGCCACAACCACAGCAAAUUUUCAAACUUUCCUUUCUGGCAAGACUGAAUUCACAUAUGAAGAAACUGAGAUAAGAAAUAGCUUCGCAACUUCAAGUGUUACCGAUUACGAUUUUGAUGUGCCGAUUCGAACAAACAUUGGAUACCUAGCAGUGCCUGUGUGGACUGAGGGUGGCUUUUGCUCCUUCACAUCCGUGCACUUCCAAGCAGAUCGUGAAUCUUCUUGUGAACACGAAGCUUCUGCUCAAUCAUGUUCUCAGCCGUCGUUCAACGCCAUGAAUUUUCUUCUUCCAACUGGGUCAAAUCUCCCUGCUUGCAAUGUGCCAGAAGUGCUGAGUGGUGUGACGAGCAACUCACUAGCCUUUAAGACUGUGGAGUACUACUGCCUUUCAACUGCCUCUGACUACCUGCGUUUUCUUACAAACAGUACUGCCACUGAUAAUAACAGUGAAUCACUUUUUCAAUCUUCUGGCAGCGCAAGAGCUAUUUCUCGGUGUGCUUUUGACGAUUCUAAAACUAGGCCGAAUUUGCCCUCCAUAGACAAUGCUACUGGUACCUGUCAAAAUGCUGUACUCGAUGUCAACUAUGAGCUGUUAUGGAACGGCAGACAGUUGAAUCAGAUUACCGCCAAAGUCACCAUUGGAAAUUUUCCAGUCAACCCUGUAACCAAAACAACUGUGACAUACACGUAUUUUACUCAAAAAGUGGUAAAUGCAACACAGAUCAUGGCUUCGUCUAUCGUCACAAGGUCGCCAUCAUCAACAACCAGGCCGGCGGUUUCAAACACUCUACAUUCGUCCUUUCAGCCGGCAGGCAAUUCCAGUAUUAAAAGAGGAGCCAGUUUUCUAGCAACGUCAUUGAGUCUACCAAGUGCUGUUACGCAAGACUCCAGCUUGUUGACUAUGAUGAUGGCGACUCAGAAGAUACUGGCUUCAAGUGGUAUUCUUUCACCAUCCCCUAGCUUGAUCACCAUUACAGUUAAAACUUCGACCGUCGUUAUUAGGAAUGCUAGCAUCGUACCGUAUGUUAAGCAGAAAUUCACAGUUUCCUUCCGCUACCAGCCAACCACUUCAAUCAAUGCUUCCAUGUCCCCAGCAGUAAAUGUGACAAGUAAGAAGGUGUUUUACCGCUCUGGAAAUCCAGGGUAUGUUCUUGGAAAACCCUUGCUGUCAAAGACCAGCUCUACGCUGGACAAUUUCACAACAAGAGGCUUUCUAAUAUGGAAAUCAAAAAACGAUGGUUUGUGCGCUGACGCAAGCACUGUACCACUGCAGUUCGGUAAGAACAGUGUCUCUGGGUGCAUUGUCCGCGUUGGAUUGGAUCGGUUUGAAAACUGCACGAGUCUCAGACUGUUGGUGGAGCGUCAUCAAGAUCUCCUUGUCCGUGGACUUAAAGUAGCAAAACGAGGUAACCCUGUUGCGAAUAACAGUGAUGACUGGUUAGAUAUAUUAAGAAUCGAGCCGCUGAUAUCUCAAUCUCCGAAUAAAUCCAGAACAGGCAUCUGCAGUGAUAUACCAUCUCAUCUUGUAAUCCAGAUUCUCUUUUCAGAGGCUGGAAUGUCGUAUGGCGAGCCUCAAUUUGAAAUAAGCGGUUUCAAAAUCAGGUAUGUUACCGAAACCUGGUCCAUUGCUUGUGCAUCGGGUGCCCAAUCACGAUGUUUCAACAGCACUGAUGCAGCAUCAAGAUCAACUUAUCCUAGACUCAAGUCCUUUUUUGUGUCAAGUUCUGUCACAUUUAUUCAGAUCCCGUCUGCUGAGCCACCUAGAGUGAAGAGAUCAGUAGAUGUUUCCGGCAACUGUAAAUAUGACUCAUGCCUGGCGGAGAUGUUCUAUCCACUAAGAAACUCUUACCAAGCAAAUGUUGCAUCGAAUGAUCUUGUUGGAAUAUACGACGCCACAGGAAUGGCCCUGGCACUUGUUCUUGUUGUCGUUAGUGCUCUCUAUGUAUCGAGGUCAUGGCGCAAGUAAUCUUAUAUCGAUAUAAUGUUCCCAUAAAUAUGCGAGAAUAAGAGACCCCCUUCAAUGCAAUACGGUUUUCACUUCUUGGAGUCGUUGCGAAGCUUCCAUCAGCCACACCUUCUCGCAGGACUGAGCGGUUGCGAAGUUUCAGUCAGCCACACCUUCUCGCGGGAGCGAGCCGUUGCGAAGUUUCAGUCCGCCACACCUUCUCGGGGGACCGAGCCGUUGCAAAGUUUCAGUCAGCCACACCUUCUCGGGGGACCGAGCCGUUGCAAAGUUUCAGUGAGCCACACCUUCUCGCGGCACCAAGCCAUUGCGAAGUUUCAGUUAGCCACGCCCUCUCUUGGAACAGAGCCGUUGCGAAAUUUCAAUCAGCCACACCUUCUCGCGGCACCAAGCCAUUGCGAAGUUUCAGUUAGCCACGCCUUCUCGUGGGACAGAGCCGUUGCGAAGUUUCAAUCAGCCACACCUCCUCGCGACACCAAGCCAUUGCGAAGUUUCAGUUAGCCACGCCCUCUUGUGGGACAGAGCCGUUGCGAAGUUUCAAUCAGCCACACCUUCUCGCGGCACCAAGCCAUUGCGAAGUUUCAGUUAGCCACGCCUUCUCGUGGGUCAGAGCCGUUGCGAAGUUUCAAUCAGCCACACCUCCUCGUGAGACCAAUUCGUUGCGAAUUUUCAGUUAGCCAUGCCUUCUCGUGGGACAGAGCCGUUGCGAAGUUUCAAUCAGCCACACCUCCUCGUGAGACCAAUUCGUUGCGAAGUUUCAGUCAGCCACACCCUGUUGCGGGACCGCGCCGUUGCGAAGUUUAAAUUCCUGUCAUUUGCGUUCGGUUGUGUUUCAUUAUAUCUUCGAUGACAAGGUGAUGGACUAUCGCUACGUUACGGACCAAGUCUAUAAUACGUAUUUUGGAUGACUUUUAUUUUUUUGGGGGAAGGAUCUCAGGUGAUCACUAGAAAUUAUUAAGGAAUGGAGCGGAAACUGUCAGUUUUAGUGUCUGCAAUUAACAACUGAAACACGUAUUUUAUAUACCUUGUCAAUGAAUAUGUAUGUACUUAAAUAUUCGAUUUAAGUUGAUUUCUUUUGUAGGCUAGAAUUGAAUUAAAAUAGAGUGACAAAACAAAGUAAAACUAAAACAAACAAGACAAAACUGUGAAAAGAAGGCCAAGUAUUACUAUUAAAGCAAAUAAUUCUCCAGAAAAAAGAACAAUACGCAUUCAAAUUUCAAAUUAGAAUUACAAUACGCAAAGAACUGCAGCAAAACAAAACAUUUGCGUUUUUCUUGUGCAGCAAAGUCCAGAAACAGUCCAGAAGAUUCUUCCGUUUGGUUAUCACAUGUGCUUGAUAGCUCCAAGUAUUUCAUAAAUUGUUUGAGUAUACUCUCUAGUGGCUGGUUCGAAAGUUGAUUUGGUUGUCUCAAGUUCUUUUAUCGCAUUUUCCAAUUUUUCCCUCUCUAUUGCCCCAAAAAUGGCAGAAAGGAUGGCGUCCACUCCAAGUCCUAUGGCAACAACAACAACACCAGCAAUACUGCAUGAUGCAAUCAUGCCUAUUUCUGCAACCAUUGCUCCAAGAAUGGCCCCAGAAGUUAUGCGGCAAAUAAUUAUCACAGCCGCUACCGAAGCCCCUGUCAUUGUUAUUACCGAUGACCACUGGGAUAACUGCCUGAUUGUUUCCACAAAGCCUAAUCCUGUAUCCUUAAGGGCUCUGUACGCAGAAGGCUCUAACUCCCUGGCCAAAUUUUCGUUAAGCUGUGAAAGAUAUAAACUUGUAUUAAAACUUUGAUCAUUUCAUAAAUUAAUAAUUUGUAAGUUCUGCAGAGCUUUCUGGAGACCGGCUUGCUAGAUGAUAUUGCAACAAAGGAAUUAAGUCGUACCCCUGUGGCUAUCGAUUUCCUUUGAAUUUUAUUUCGUUUCAAGCUCUUUUCCAGAGUGCAGCUUCACCAAAAUUAAAUUUUUGGAAUCUAUCGUUUGAGAAAAUGGCGCUCAACGUGCUUGUUUUGUUUCUGAAGUGAAAUAGUAGGAACAUUCUUCUUUUCAAUUCAAGAGGAAUUGUUUUGCUAUGUAUAUUGGUACUGGUACAGUAAUGAGUGUGAUAAUUUAAACUCCAUUGUGAUAGAUUGCAGUAGUUAUUGGUAGAAAUACUUUCGGAUCUGGAGUCAUGUGGGCCCUAUUCUUUUUAA